AUGGAAGUUUAAGUACAGCAGAAACUUUAGCUUCUACUGCUAUAUGUGGCAUCAUACACUCGAUACUUGGCGGACAACCUCUUUUAAUAUUAGGAGUUGCAGAACCCACUGUCAUCAUGUACACAUAUUUUUACGACUUUGCUAAAGGAAGGAAUGACUUGGGACGCGAAUUGUUCUUGGCAUGGGCUGGAUGGGUUUGUGUGUGGACAGCUCUGAUGUUGUUCGUUCUUGCGAUAUUCAAUGCUUGUGCUAUCAUCAAUAGAUUUACGAGGAUUGCAGGGGAACUAUUUGGCAUGUUGAUUGCUGUUCUUUUCAUCCAAGAGGCUAUCAAGGGAUUGGUGAGUGAGUUUGAAACUUCCAAAUCUGAAGAUCCAACAUUAAGAAAGAAUCAAUUCCAGUGGCUUUACACAAAUGGACUAUUGGGAAUCAUAUUUUGUUUUGGCCUUCUCUACACUGCCUUGAGGAGCAGAACGGCAAGGUCAUGGAAAUAUGGCACAGGAUGGCUCAGAGAUUUCAUCGCAGACUAUGGAGUUCCUCUCAUGGUCGUGGCGUGGACAGCGCUGUCUUUUAGUGUGCCGAGCAAAGUUCCAUCUGGAGUUCCCAGAAGGCUCUUUAGCCCUCUUCCUUGGGAAUCUGCAUCUUUGUACCAUUGGACUGUUAUCAAGGAUAUGGCCAAAGUUCCUCUCGCUUACAUCUUUGCUGCCUUUAUUCCAGCUGUAAUGAUGGCAGGGCUUUACUUCUUUGACCACAGCGUUGCUUCACAGAUGACGCAACAAAAGGAGUUCAAUCUCAAGAAUCCUUCUGCUUACCAUUAUGACAUCUUGUUGUUGGGAUUCAUGACUUUGCUUUGUGGACUGAUUGGACUUCCUCCUUCAAAUGGGGUCAUCCCACAGUCUCCGAUGCACACCAAAAGCCUAGCUGAUCUCAAACGGCAGUUGAUUCGAAAGAAGAUGGUUGAAAGUGCCCAGGAAAGCAUCAAGCAGCAGGCGAGCAACUCUGAAAUCUAUGGCAAUAUGCAAGCCGUGUUUAUAGAAAUGGACAACUCUCCUAUAGAUACAGUAGUACAAGAGCUAGAAGACUUAAAAGUGGCAAUUAUGGAAAGCGAAAACAAAGGAGCAAAUGCAAAUGGUACUUUUGAUCCAGUGAAGCAUAUUGAUGCCUAUUUGCCAGUCCGUGUUAAUGAGCAAAGAGUGAGCAAUCUUUUACAGUCACUCCUUGUGGCCAUUUCAGUAUGCGCUAUGCCCCUAAUAAAGAUGAUUCCUACAUCAGUUCUUUGGGGUUAUUUUGCCUACAUGGCCAUUGACAGCCUCCCCGGAAACCAAUUCUGGGAAAGGCUGUUACUUGUCUUUAUUACCCCAAGGCGGCGAUACAAGGUGCUCGAAGGGGUUCAUGCUUCUUUUGUUGAAUCGGUACCAUUUAGAUACAUAAUGAUAUUCACUCUCUUUCAGUUUGUAUAUUUUUUGGUGUGCUUUGGAGUGACAUGGAUACCAAUAGCUGGCAUACUCUUCCCCGUGCCAUUCUUCAUUCUCAUAAGCAUAAGACAAUACAUUCUUCCCAAGUUUUUUCAUCCAAAUCAUUUGCGGGAAUUGGAUGCAGCUGAGCAUGAGGAAAUUGUUGGUGCCCCACAACUUUCUCCUAUCCUUUCUUUCGGGGAGAAGGAAAUAUCUGGCCUUGGAAAUGAGGAAGGGGUAGUGGAAAUUUGUGAUGCGGAUGAGAAUUUAUACAUAUCAAUCUUCUACUUUUGGAUCUCUUAG
Camellia sinensis is the source of this 1754-nucleotide messenger RNA. Lineage: Eukaryota; Viridiplantae; Streptophyta; Magnoliopsida; Ericales; Theaceae. The record is from RefSeq and is a predicted model, not a curated record.